Messenger RNA from Triplophysa dalaica, 4223 nucleotides. RefSeq names its product GTPase IMAP family member 8-like. The transcript is spliced from 6 exons. The coding region runs from base 56 to 3403 and encodes 1115 amino acids. The record is from RefSeq and is a predicted model, not a curated record. Gene Ontology annotation, molecular function: GTP binding. NCBI's taxonomy places the organism in Eukaryota, Metazoa, Chordata, Actinopteri, Cypriniformes, Nemacheilidae.
AACUGUUACGCAGAUACAGUUUCCUCUUAUUUUCGAUUUCAAGUGCGUGGGUAAAAUGGCGUUCAAUGUUGACGGAAACUACUCGAGAACAAGAGAACAAGAGAAACUAGGCCGCCACAGUCCAGACUAUGAUCGUCCCAACAUGAGUGAUCUGAGGAUUGUUCUGCUGGGGAAGAGCUCAUCAGAAAACGUCAUAGUGAUGAAGUCUAUUCUGGGAGUAGAUCUGAGACAAAGUGAAGGUCCUUCAGAGUAUUUACAGUAUAACAGUCUGAGAGUCGGUGGACCAGUGGAGAACAGGCACAUCACAGUCAUCAACAGUGUCAAUUUGCUCCAGCCGGACCUCUCGUGCUCUCAGAUCACAGAUCGAGUGAAAGAGUGUGUCAGUCUGUGUGUUCCAGGACCUCAUGCGUUCAUACUCGUACUGCAGCAUCACAACUUCAGUGUACAGGACUGGAACAGAGUCAAACAUGUGCUGAAAGAAUUCAGUGAAGACGCCAUGAAACACACAAUAGUUAUGACUACUGCUGAAGAAACAGACGGCUUCCUGGGCACAUUUGAGAGAAUGAAUGAAUGUAUUACUGAUGUAAUGAAGGAGUGUGGAGGUGGACAUCUUCAGUUUGAUAAAGAACAACCAGAAUGGCGCUCUGAGAUGUUCAGAACAAUAGAUGAGAUACAGAAGAAAGAACCUGACGAAUAUCUCAAAUGUGAGAUCUUUGUGGAUGCAGAAGGAUCAUCUGUUGACCCUGUAGGGGAGGAUCAAGAAAGACUUAAAAAGGGAAAUUAUACAGCUUUAGUGAGGGCAAAAUCAAAGCUGAAUGUGGUGUUGUGUGGAGCUGAUACUUCACUGAAAGUCUUCAUGUCCAAACUUCUGAGAGGAAAAUUAAAUAAACCUUUCGAUCAGAGAGAAGUCUUCUCUUCAGUGUGUGAGAAGAAAGAAGUGAAGAUACAUGGACGUCAGAUCUGUGUUGUUAAUCUUCCAGCUCUGACUGGACUCUCAGAUGAAGAGAUGAUGUGUCAGACUCUCAAGUGUGUGUCUCUCUGUGGUUCUGGAGCUCAUGUGUUUCUCAUCAUCAUUCCUGUUGGUCCACUGACUGAUGAAGAUAAAGAAGAAAUAGAAAAGAUCCAGAAGAUAUUUUUCUUUAAACAUUUCCUGAUGAUUUUCACAACAGAGUUUCCUGUUGACAGAAAUGUGACACAUUUCAUAGAAUCAUACUAUCAGACAUUGAUCCGUCUCUGUGAAGGACGAUACAGAGUCAUGGGGUUAAAAGAGCAUAAAAAAUUUGAACAAGUAUCAAUAGAUCUUCUGGAGUAUAUAGAGAACAUGGAGACGAAACCAUAUUCACUUCAGAUGUUUGUCAGAGCUCAAGAGAUGAGAGGGAGACAUGAAACUGAGGAGAAAUAUGAAGAGAAACUAAGAGACAUGACGAGUGAAAUCAAAGAGUUGCAGUUAAAGAUCAAUUUAUUUGGUGCUGAAGGUGCACAGGAGCAUCAGGAGGGUUUGCGAAUUGUGCUGAUUGGAAGGACAGGACAUGGAAAGAGUGCAACAGGAAACACAAUUCUGGGAGAAAUUAAGUUUGAAAGCAUGCCAGCGGCAGAUUCACUGACAAGUGUUUGUGAGAAAGGAGUUUGUGAAGUUGAUGGUGUAUCAGUAUCUGUUGUUGAUACUCCAGGACUGUUUGACACAAAACUGACAAACGAAGAAGUGAUAGAUGAAAUAUUGAAAUGUGUGUCACUGUCAUCACCUGGACCUCAUGUGUUCAUCAUUGUGUUGAGUGUUGGAAGAUUCACUAAAGAAGAGUCAGACACUAUAGAUCUGAUAAAGAUGUUCUUUGGUCCUAAAGUUGCACAGUUCAGUAUUGUUCUGUUCACUAGAGGAGAUGAUCUUAAGGGUCAGUCCAUAGAAGAUUAUGUGAAGAAAUGUAACAACAAAGACCACAAAAAGCUUCUGCGAGACUGUGGAAACAGAUUCCUGACGUUUAAUAACAAUGAAACACAAGACAGAAGUCAAGUGACUCGACUGAUAAACAUGAUAAGAGAGAUGAAAACAACAAAUCACGGUCGAUAUUUCACUAACAGCAUGUUUGAAGAGGCAGAGAUGAGCAUUAAAAAGAAAAUGGAUGAAAUACUGAAAGAGAAAGAGAGAGAAAUUCAGACUCAGAAUAAGGAAUUAAACUCUAAACAUGAGAGAGAGAAACAGAGCAUGAUGAAGAAAUUAGAAGAAGAGAAGAGAAGAGCAGAAGAGAAAAGAAUGCAUAUGGAGAAAAACUUCAGAGAGAAAGAAGAAAAUCUGAGAAAAGAGUUUGAGGAGAAAGAGAAAACAGAACGGCUGGAACAGGAGAAAGAAAAAAAGAAACAAAUAGAGGAAGAAAAAAAACUAAGAGCUGAGCAUCUUCAGAAGAUAGAAGAGAUGAAGAGUGAGACUGAACAUCAGAGAUCACUUUAUAUAAAGAGAGAGAAAGAGAGAGAAGAGGAGUAUAGAAAGAGAGAAGAGAAAUACAGACAAGAUCAAGAGAAGAUGAAAAAUGAACAAGAACAGAUAAUAACACAAUUACAAAAUAGACAAGAAGACGAGAUUAGAAAGAGAGAAUCUGAGGAGAAAAAGAGACGUGAAGAAGAAGAGAGAGAGAGACAAGACUGGAGGAGAAAAAGAAAAGAAGCUGAAAAUGACAGAAAAGAGACUCAAGAUGAAAUUAAACGACAACAGAGAGAAUGGGAGGAAGACAAGAAACAACAGAUGAGAGAACGAAAGGAAGAUGAGAGGAAGAGAAAAGAGAGACAUGAAGAACAACUGAGAGAUAAACAAGAUGAAGUGGAGAAAACCAAACAGACAUUUGAGAAAGAGAGAAGGCAGAGAGUUGAAGAGAGAGAGAAACUGAGACAAGAGAAAGAAGAGAAAGAGAGGGAAUACGAAGAGAAGAAAACUGAAAUGAUGAAACAUUACGAGCAGCUGGAGAGAGAGAGAAAAGAGAAGUGGGAGAGAAAACAACGAGAAGAUGUUGAGAGAAGAGAAGAAGAGAGAAAGAGAUGGGAGAAAAUAAAUAAUGAUAUUAAAAGAGAACAAGAAGAAGAGUGCAAGAGAAGAGAAACACAAGAGAGAAAGAGAAAAGAAAGAGAAGAGGAAGAGCAAGAAAAAAAGAACGAAGAACAUGAGCGGAGAAUAAAAGAGAUGAAGAAAAAACAUGAAGAUGAAGCCAGAAAACAAGCAGAAGUGUUUAAUGAGUUCAGAGAGAGAAAAGAACAACAUGUUGAAGAACUGAGACAGAUGCUGGAAGAACGUCAGAAACAACACGAGUUGCUGGAAAAACUCUAUCAACACUUUAAACAACAGAAAGGAGAAGAAAUAAAAGAGUUACAAAAAGAAAUUGAAGAACUGAGACACAAGUCAAACUGUGUCAUUCUGUGAAACUUUCAGAUAUCAUAAUACUACCAAAGGAGAAAUUAGAGAUAAGUAAUGAUAAUCACUCCUACGAAUAGCAAUUUUCUCUUCAGUCAGUUAUUGGGUAAUUAUCUGGACAGGUCAUGUGUAUAACAUGAAGGGUCCGUGUACGUUUUAUUCAUUUGAUAUCCUAUUUGAAAUAAAUGAUUGGAAACUGAAAGAUGACGAAAAAUUACAUUUCGGCCCGAUUUUUCGUUUACCGUUUAAAAAAUUGAAUUUGGACUCAAUAUGGGAUUCGUAUGUGGCCACCUUUCACCCGAUUGGUCAAAUCGCACCAUUCUGUACGGAUUUGAUUCUACCCAGCAGAUUAAGAGUCUGUACGAGUGCGAUACUGACAAGUGUUUGCACUUUAAAAUAUGUUUCCUUGAACAACCAGACAGCCUCGCAUAUCUUAGACCCGCUCAGCUAAGAGAUCACUGGACUUUCUCUUGUUUUAGUCAUUGUGCUGUUUUUUUUUUAUAAAUCAGAAAUGACCAGGAGGCAUUAAGGUUAAGUUCAAAGUCUACUCCUGAUGCAAGUUGAGCUAAUUUUCACUUAUUUUAAUGUUUAUUGUUAUACAUUUUUUGGAUGAAUAGGCUCUAUAUCACGUUAAUGAUACGCUGUUUUUACACCACAUUUGUUUCCACAAGGGUUUCUCCACCAAGUACAAAGUUAUGUUUUGCUCAGGGAUCAAAUUCUUAUUUCACUGACUGAAAUCAAUUAAUAACCUUUAUAUAACAUUUUUCCCUGAUUUGUUGUUGUUGAUAUUCUGUCUCUAUCAGUUUAAAUAAAUCUACCAUACAAAUGA